Sipha flava (yellow sugarcane aphid) is the source of this 469-nucleotide messenger RNA. RefSeq lists its product as uncharacterized. The transcript is spliced from 2 exons. The record is from RefSeq and is a predicted model, not a curated record. Lineage: Eukaryota; Metazoa; Arthropoda; Insecta; Hemiptera; Aphididae. Bases 14 to 469 code for a protein of 151 amino acids.
UAUUCAGUUAAUUAUGGAGAAACAAGCUGAAUAUCUAAGAAUUUUGCUUGAUGAAACUGAAAAUUGCGUAUUUUCUGAAUCCGAUGUUUCGAAUAUUGAUUAUGUCGAAAAAAGUGAUCAUCAAACUGAAAGUGAAAAGUCGUGUGAUGAAGACAAUGAUGAAUAUGAACCUACAGUUGUUAUUGAAGAGAUUAAAGAACGCCCAAGUUACACUGGAAAAGACAAAAAGAGUAUUUGGUAUAUGCAUCCACCCCCAAUAAAUACACGGACAACAAGACAUAAUUUACUAUUUGAAUGUCCAGGUUCAAAAGGUAAUGUGCGAAAUGUAAAUGUAGCAAUUGAAGCUUUACUUGGGUUUUACUUAUCCCAGAUAAUAUUAUUCAAGGUAUCACAAAUUUUACUGAUAUUUACAUUUCUAAAAUGCAUAAUAAUUAUAGUGAUGAAAAAUAUGCCAAAUACAUUUCAUUAG